AUGACGACGGAACAAAAGAUCCUCCCCAAGAAGGGUGAGAGGAAUAUCCUCAUCACAAGCGCUCUUCCCUACGUAAACAACGUUCCCCAUCUGGGCAACAUUGUCGGCUCUGUCCUCAGCGCAGAUGUAUUCGCAAGUUAUGUGGCCCUCCCCUAUAUUAAAGCAAAAAAGAAGGCAUGCGGCAGACCUACGCUAUACGUCUGUGGUACCGAUGAGUACGGCACAACAACAGAAACCAAGGCGCUGGAGGAAGGUGUGACACCCGAGGAACUCUGUGCAAAAUACAACAAACUCCACCGGGAGGUCUACGAGUGGUUUGAGAUUGGUUUUGAUGUCUUUGGCCGCACACCGACGGCUCAACACACGGAAAUUUCUCAGGAGAUCUUCAAGAGGCUGUAUGAGAAUGGGUUCCUAACAGAAAAGACCGCCGAACACCCCUUCUGUGAGAAACAUGACUCGUUCCUCGCGGACCGCUACGUCGAGGGCGAAUGCCCACGCUGCGCGUAUAACGACGCGAGGGGAGACCAAUGCGAUAAAUGCGGGAACCUUUUGGAUCCCUUUGAACUGAAAAAUCCCCGCUGCAAGCUUGACGGAGCCACUCCUGUCCUCCGCAAUACGAGGCACAUCUACCUCAUGCUUGAUAAGCUGCAACCGGAGAUCGAAGCAUGGGUUCAUCCUGCCAUAGAAAAGGGAGACUGGCCUAAAAACAGCCGCGUGAUUACUGAGUCAUGGUUAAAAGAGGGCCUGAAGGAUCGUUGUAUCACCAGGGAUGUGAAAUGGGGCGUCCCGGUCCCCCUUGAAGGAUAUGAGAAGAAGGUCCUCUACGUCUGGUUCGAGGCAUGUAUCGGAUACCCCUCCAUCACUGCAAACUACACACCAGACUGGGAGCUCUGGUGGCGAGAUCCGGACAAUGUCCAACUGUACCAGUUUCUCGGCAAAGAUAACGUGCCAUUCCACAGCGUCAUCUUCCCAGGCACCCAAAUUGGAACCAGGGAUAAAUGGACCAAGCUCCACCACCUUAGCACAACCGAAUACUUAAACUACGAGAACGGCAAGUUCAGCAAGUCCCGCGGCAUCGGCGUCUUCGGUGACAACGCACAGGAAACAGGCGUUCCAGCAGACGUCUGGCGCUACUACCUGUUAAAGAACCGGCCAGAAACUGGCGAUACACAGUUCGAAUGGCGCUCUUUCGUCGAUGCCAACAACAGCGAACUUCUCGCAAAGCUGGGAAACCUGGUCAACCGCAUGGUCAAGCUGGUCGCAAGCCCGAAAGCCUACAACUCCAUCGUCCCCGACUUCACCGUCACGGAACCCUUCAAACCCGCCCUGGAGGAAAUCACCACCUUACUCCGCCAGUACAUCACGGAGAUGGAAAGCGUGCACCUACGCUCCGGCGUCGGGACAGCCAUGAAGAUCGUCGAAGCCGGCAACGGCCUGAUCCAGUCCAACAAGCUCGAUAACUCCCUGAUAGCCAACGAGCCCGAGCGCGCGGCCGCCGUCGUCGGCAUCGUCGUCAACCUCAUCUACCUUAUCUCCAGUAUCUUCAGCCCGUACCUGCCAGCGACCUCGGCAUCGAUUCUCGAACAGCUCAACGUGCCCUUCACGAAUAUCCCAUCGCUCGACGACCUGAAAGACGAAGGGUGGGAACCCGAGCUGAUCAAACCGGGCCAUAAGAUUGGGAAGGCGAAGUAUUUGUUUUCACAGAUCGAUCCGAAGAAGGCGGAUGAGUGGCGUGAAAUGUUCGGGGGGUCGCAGGCGGAGAGGUUGAAGAAGGAAGAGGAGGCUGCGAAGGCGUUGGCGAAGAAGGCGGCGACAAAGGCGAAGAAGAAGGAGAAGAAGAAUAAGAAUAAGGAUAAGGAGCAGGGUGGUGGUGGUGGUGAGGCUGCUGCUGUUGAGAAGCUGGCAGAUGGAGUUGCGCAGACUACUAUUUCCAAUUCUUGA
This is a messenger RNA of Blastomyces dermatitidis ER-3, 1941 nucleotides long. Its product is annotated as methionyl-tRNA synthetase. Gene Ontology annotation, cellular component: aminoacyl-tRNA synthetase multienzyme complex; cytosol. The transcript has 2 exons. The coding region runs from base 1 to 1941 and encodes 646 amino acids. The record is from RefSeq and is a predicted model, not a curated record. Gene Ontology annotation, molecular function: ATP binding; methionine-tRNA ligase activity. Gene Ontology annotation, biological process: methionyl-tRNA aminoacylation. Lineage: Eukaryota; Fungi; Ascomycota; Eurotiomycetes; Onygenales; Ajellomycetaceae.